CGCUGCCGUGCGUGUGCGUGCGUGGGUUUCUAGUUCUUGAUUGCCGUGGACGAAAGACGUUUCUCUUGUGUUGUAAUUUACUAAUAGAUUAUUUACGUGGUCCACAAGUUCUAACGGAGAUUCAAGUGAUAUUUUUGUAACGGGAUGCUGAGUUAAUUACAUGUUUGACGUCACAGAAGAACGGGAAUUCUCCUUGGUGUCAGUAGUGGAAGGUUGUGUUAGCAGCUGUCUGGUUAAUUAUUUAACACAAUGGUAGGAAAUAUUUGUAGCAUAACUGAAACAGUGUGUUUGGUAAAGUGUCAUGCGAUUUAUUGUAACUCUUCAAUAGGUUAGUUAUGAUGAAUAUUAAUUUUGCAAGGGGCGGACUAAAAUGUUCGAUAGCGUAUGCGUGAUUGGGCAGGCGGGUUAAGGUAGGUGAAUAUUGUGGGCAAGGGUUUACACUUGUAACUUGCUAACGAGUGUCGUGACAUCUGAAAGAAGCACAAAAUGCCGUAAGGGAGUUCGCGCUGCUGACUGGAAAGAUGUGGACUAACUCAGGUUUUCACAUGAUAAACGAAGUAUGAGUCGUGGCUACCACAUCCCGUGCACACCCUACCUAUACGUGGUUCCGGAUAGCGGCGUGGCCGCGGGCAUGGACUGCCUGCCGCUGCAGAGGUCGCCCGGGCCCUUCCACUACCUCAUGCACGAGCAGGCCAAGUCGCUGGUCGCCCUGCAGGAGCUGCAGCAUGAGGUGGGCGCGCUGCUGGAGUUCCGGGACCUCGUCAUGGACACGUUCCCGCACCUGCGCUCCAAGCUGUCGGCCGCCCCCGCCUCGCAGCCGCCGCCGCCGCGCUGGGAGCCCGGGGUGCGCGUGAGGCGCCGCCUCCAGCCGCCCCCCGACCCGCGCGCCCGGGCGCCCCGCAGCGACGCGGCGGUGCAGGACUCCGGCUUCGGCACGGAGACCAGCUCCUCGUCGGGCAAGGAGGCGGCGGCGGCGGCGGGCGGCGGCAAGGAGGCGGAGCAGGACGAGCUGUGCGCGCUGCUGGACGUGAUCCAGCGCAAGGGAGCGCGGCUGCGCGACGAGGUGGAGCUGCUGCAGCUGCGGCUGCAGGGGCGGAGCCCGCCGCCCCCGGGCCGCCGCCUGGGCGCGCUGGACGGUGUUGUCAGCUCGCCGGCGGCGGCGGUGAGGGUAGCGCCGCCCCCGGACCGCGCCAAGCUGCGCGCCAUCCUGCAGGAGCUGGACCCAGUGGAGCUGCAGAGGCACCUGCUCACCACCUCGGCCGAGAAGCAGGCUCUGGAACUGCGGCUGGAGAAGAGCGAGAGGGCGCACGGCGACCUCCAGGAGCAGCUGGACAAGGUCAAGGACGAGAACGAGGACCUGCGGUUCCAGCUGGAGGAGAAGAGCAUCGAGCUGGAGGGCACGAGGGCGCGGGUUCGAGUCCUCGAGCGCCUGCAGCACAAGGCGCCCGCCGCGGAGGAGCGGCCCGACCACCCCAGCUCCAGCACCGAGUCGGCGCACGACCAGAGCCAGAGGCCCUGCGAGGUACCGUCGUCCCCGCGGAGACGCCCCAGCAAGAUACCUCUCCCGGGCGCCAGGCCCCCCGCGGGCAAGCCGUGUCGCGGCCGGCUCGGGUCCCCGUCCUUCCUCCCCGGGAAGAGCGCCAAGGACCCGUGGAAGAGCCGCGGCGACGGCAGCGCCUCGCUGUGGACGGGCGGCAAGGGCAGAGACCCCCCCUCCUCGGGGAGAACCCCCUCCCUCUCGGCCAAGAGCGCCAGAGACUCCCUGAGCGGGGCACGGGGCCGUGAGUCGCUCGGCAGGAGGUCCGCGGCGGACUCCAAGGACGCGAGCUUCUCGUCGUCGCGCGACUCGGUUCCGGGCAAGAGAGACUCGUCGUUCCCGUCGUCGGCGGGCCGCAAGAGCCUGCACCACCAGCUGUCGGUGCGCCGGACUAGCAGUGCGAACUGUACCCGGGUCUCCCCGGCGGGGCAGGGCGAGUGCUCCAAGACGGAGGCGCGCGCAGAGUCGGAGGGGGACGACAGUUUGGUCGACGACCGCCCGGCGGCGGGGGAGUCGUUCAGCGACUCUCUGGACGAGGAGCUGGGCCGGUUGCAGCUGCGAGGCGCGGUCGAUGGCUCGCGAGAGGCCCGGCCCGCCCACCCGUGGCGCUCCUGCCCGUCCGAGUACUUCGACAGCAUCGACCGCUCGGGCAGCGCGGACCCGCUCCAGGGGACCUGCCCCCACGAGGGCCCCGCGGACCGCGACUCCCUGGAGGGGGCGGGCGUCGAAGUCUGGUCGACUUCCGAGCCGCGGGCGAGCCGGUGGUAGCGCGAGGACUCGCUCGUCCAACUCGUGGGUGCACUCGCUGCGAUCGACCUCUGGAACCAAACAGUGGCUGAAACCGCGCGCGACUUCACUCUAAUGCUUCAGGUCUGGUUAAACUUAUUAGAAGUACAUGUUAAAACACACUGUCCUACAUCCAGUGUUGGUUAUCUCAUUUGUUCACGGCAACUACUGUGUUUUGUAACACAUUCAACUGUAAAUUUAUUACAAUGACCAAACAUUUACAAAAUGUUUUCCAGUAGCUGAAAAAAUGUCUCGCAGAUGUUCAUGAUUACGAUUUCUUGCAGCUCACAAAUAACGUUUCGUAAUUAUUUUGUUAAUAAUUUUGGAAAUAAAAAUAAAAUGCAAGAGAUGUUUUGAGAUAUAUUUCCAGAAAAAAUAACUAGUCAGUUUGGGUAUUUUUUGCCAGGGAAUAAAUAUCAGUGACUUGUUUGGUGUUGUAUUUCCCCACUUUCCUCGCUGCUUUGCAACCACACCGGGUAGAAGUGUCCCAACCUGAGCCUCUAUGAACAAGUUAAGUUGUGGGUCUCUGAAACAAUUGUAAAUGAAUGACAAGAAUAUUUUAUUUAUUUGGUUUGGGUUUAUGUGCCAUUUAACAGCUAAAAACCAUUGACAGAUUGACAUAAAAACAUAACAUACAAUAACAUAAAAAAACAAACACUGUUAAAACAAACAUACAUGCAUUUAAAAAUAUACAUACAGUGAUAAUACAACACACAAACGUGAAAUAGUACAUAACAACAAUUUGUUAAUUUUUAGAGAUUUUCAAAACAUUUCGAUAAGAAUACAAAUAUUUUAUUUUUAAAUUAUAACAGCUUUUAACCGAAAAAAUUACAUAAAUAAAAAUAUAUUUUUAUUUAUAAUGACAAAAACAAACUAAAAUUAUAUAUUACAAUAAUUUAAAAAUAUUUUUGUGUUUAAUUUUCUUUACAGUGAAAGGCUCUAGUUUGUGAUGGUAAGGAUUAUAAUUUUCAACACAACUAUUUAUUAGGCUAUCCUGUUUACUUAUAUUGAGAGUGUAGUUUGUUCUAUUAUUAUAAUAUGGAAUCCUUAAGCCCAUCAAUCUCGCAUUCACUCUUCCCGAAUAAGGGAAGAACCAGAGUGACUUGACGUAGAGCCAACAAUCAGAAGUUGAGGGGAGGGAACUGUAAUGUGCAAAUGAAAAGCAGGUAUAAAAUGCUAAACGUUCUCUCACUGUACCACCAAAUGGAAAAAAGUGUGCAUGCCUUGCCUUUAUUUGCUUUUACGUGAGCCAUAGGCACAAGAAAAAUUUACAAACUGCUUAACUUUCAGGCGGCAGACUUGAAUAACUGCUGGGACUUGAGUCCCGCUCCGUCCGUUGCGAAUGCCAGGGUUACCGUGAAGUUGAAAGCUAUGCUGCAAAAUUCAGCAUUGCACAUCGCCACUUGUCACUGAAACUUACAGUUUAAUAGCAAAUGCCAACAUUUUUUUUAUAUAUAAAAGAAAGGGAGCUGAUGUAAAAACAAGUUGGCCAGCUUUUUUUUGUUCACUAACUUAUUUAAAAAUUGCUGUUUGUUCAGGCUUCGUCCCGGGGCCACCCUCCUUGCUAGUCGCUCGCUCUAGCUUCCACGAGCUGGACUGAACACCAGCGAACCACUGCAUGCAUUCGGUAGUCAUUUUCUCAUCGCAGAGGAAAAGAAACGCAUCGUCCCUUCUCAAGUUCUCGAUUUACAUCGGUAGCUCAAAUUGACAGCCAGCCGCUGAGUGUUAUUUCAUAGCGACACCGCAAUCUGGCGGCCUGUCGCGUACAUGUGACACUCUCACGCAGAGUACCACGCAAGGACCACCUCACAACUAAACUUUAAAAAAAAUUUCAAAAGUACAUAUUUUAAAGACAUGAAAGAAAUACAGGCUGUCCAUAAAAGAAAGUCCCAAUUUCAAUUGUCUAUUAUAACAAUUUAAUUUACACUGUUUACAAUCAAUCAUACAUCAAAUUGAAGGUGAACUAACCUAGUUUUACUUACAAAUGUUUAAUAUAUGCACCUUUAGUUAUACGGCAAACCUCCAACCUAAAAGUCUAAUGCCUCCCACACUUUGGUUAAUAAGUCCGGAGUAAUGGAAGCAAUAACUGCUCCAAUUCUGGGUGUCAAGUCUGGCAAAUCAUUAGGUAGCGGCGGAACGUAGCCCCAAAGGAAAAAAAAUCGCAUGGCGUUAUGUCAGGCGAAAUAGAGCUCUGUCGUCUCGACCAUUACGACUAAUCCAACGGUCAGGGAAUUCGACGUUCAACCACUCCCGUACCAAAAGAUACCAAUGGGGAGGGGCUCCAGCCUGUUGCCAAAUAAAGUUUACAGGUUCCCCCUCUUAUAAUUGGGGAGAGAGCCAUUCUUUUGUGCUGUAAGCGAGAAAACAACAAAUCAGUAUCCGCCCUUAGUUACUCUUUAAGUGUGAUCUUAAACCAAUCCGCUACAAUGCUUACAGUUGAUGUUAUUAAAUUUUUUAAUUGGGACAUUCUUUAAUGGACAUACUGUAUAAAAAUAUGUGAGUAACAAAAUAACAAUAAACUAAGAUAAAGGUGUAAGCACUUUAAAACAUAAAAUUAAUAAUUAGUUUGCACAGGGAUGCAGUACUGUAGGAUUCACAUUAGUGUGGUGUGUGUGGGGGGAGGGGGGGGGGGGAAGUAAUUACAUUAUCUUCCCGGUUUCACAGUAACGAUUUUGCAAGUGCAACCAUUGAGGGGCUUUGUAAUUCCAGGGGCAUUAGUCAAUACCAGUCAACAUUUAAAAAUGUCUAAGUACGUAAGUUUUACGCACAGAAUCUGACAUCCAAUUUUUUUUUUUACUUUUCACUUUAAGAUGGUAGCUGGCAGCUUGGUGUGGAGACUAUUUUUGAAUAACAAAGGAGAUAAUAAUGCUCAUCUAUGAUCUCAUUUUAUUCGUAAGAUUAAUACCAGCUGCGUCUGGAGUAAAUAUCUUAUUUGCCUGCAAAAUGUCACUGAAAGUUAAUACUGUGCGACAGCGGUACAACAUGUUCAUGGUAUAAUUAUUUUUUGCGGUGUUCGACCUCUAAAAUUUAUUAAUUUUUCAAUAAGUAAACUUUUGAUUUUUUUUUUUUCACAACCAGAAACUGGAAAUUAAUGUUAUGCUUGCUACUUUUUUGUUCCAAAGGUCAUUUUCGAAACAAUAUUCGUAUAUAGGCGAGUGCACCAUAAAUAUGAUGUAUUACUUUACAUAGACUUUUUUUUUGCCAAAGAAAUGUACACAUGCAAAAUACCCAUGUAUUAUAUAUACUUCCCAACUGUGAAGUGAAUACUCGAUACUUGUGAAAUUGAGAAGACUGCUGUUAAUGGUUACAUGAUGUUCCUUUAAGUUCGUGUAUGAAGAUAUAGUUUAAUAUUAAGCAUUUCACUGUAUAGAAUGUUCCUAUAUGUGAUAGUGUACACAGUCUUGUACUCUUCCAUGUGACUCACUUAAUAUUGAAGACUUGUAUUGCGAGAGUAAGGUGACAGUUAUGUACUCCCUCACGUGUUGAAAAAAAUAUUUGUGCUGGUAAAAUAUUGGUUAUGAUUUGAUCUUUUGCUAUCCAUAUUUAAUUGCAAAUUUUGUGCAGCUAUUAUUGUUUAAUAUAUAUAUAUUUUAGAUUCGUUAAACUGUCUUUGUAAGCGUAAAGUCAGUACCACUAGAUGUUAAAACAAGAACCUUAUUGUCUUGUUGCAUUUAAGUACCUAUGUUAAUGUUUUUCUUAGAAAAAAUUUGGACUGUGAUUUUUGAUGGCUAAUGCUAUUGGUUGUAUUACUGCUCAUCGAGUUUCUUCAGCUUUUUCAAGUAUUAGAGAAAUAUUGUGAAGGGUAUUAAGAGAUUUUACCAUAUUUAUCAUCAUCAUCACUGUGUAAUAAGUUAUUUAAUAUAGUUUGUGCUGUGAUAAGACAGGCCUUGCAUAAUUUGUUUGGAAGUAAAUUCAGCAUGAAGUUUUGCUAUUUUCUUUAAUGUGUGAUUUUCAAUAGCUAUUUGGACACAAAAUUAUACUUUGCUUCAGUUUUGUUCGAAGUACAGUGGAAAUUCUGUAAUGUGGCUCGUUCCAGACAUGAUCGUGCCCGAUUAGUAAGGACAAGAUUUUAUGGUAUUUUUAGGUUUCGGUUUUUUAAAAACUCUGUUUAUUCAUAAAUAUAGCAUAUUAUCAAACAACUAUGUCACUUAAAAUAUUUCAUAAUACUUAAUUCACCAAAACAGUUUAUUGAGACUGACAUGAUGCUCUUUUACGAUAUAAUAAUUUUUAAUAAGCAUUUCUAACUACCGGAACAAUAAAAAUAAAUCAGCAAAUAAUUUGUGUUUGAAAAAUGUACCAAUUUCGUUAUGUAAAAAUUAGUUAAUAAUAACGGUUAAAAGAUUUUAAAAUAAAUAUUUAAUCUAUUUAAUUAAAUCUAUAUUUAGUAUGUACAUAAAUUUGGUAUAACCUUCACGCUAAAUACAUGUUUCAUUCCUCAAAUUUAAUAUAGGUAUUAAAUAAAAUCAGUUUUUUUUUGUGAUCGCAGUUAAGUGAUUGAUUAAAAAUGCUUAUUAUUUCGGGAUUUCAAUUGCAUUAUGGUGCUGUUUGGUGUAUUCAUAUGCUUUUUGGUGUUAUUUCGGUUUUUAUCGCAAUCCACCAUCGAGGGCGUCGCCGGGGGGGGGG
Bacillus rossius redtenbacheri is the source of this 6946-nucleotide messenger RNA. RefSeq lists its product as uncharacterized. The record is from RefSeq and is a predicted model, not a curated record. The transcript is spliced from 6 exons. NCBI's taxonomy places the organism in Eukaryota, Metazoa, Arthropoda, Insecta, Phasmatodea, Bacillidae. Bases 560 to 2305 code for a protein of 581 amino acids.